UUUAUGAGACAGUUUCGUUUUCCUUAUGUUUCGCCUUACUUCAUAAAUUACUUUUCUUAUCACAUUUAUUUAGUCUACUUUGUAGUAGAUCAGCAAUUGUUUCUUCAAAAUGAUCGUCGGUGCUAUUUUUUCAGUAACGUUAACUAUGCUAACUUUUACGGAAGGUUAUUGUCGUCCACAGAAAAAUGGAGAACCGCAGCAAAUUCAUCUCAGCUACACAGGCAAUAUUUCGUCCAUUUUCAUCACAUGGACUUCGUAUAGCAAAGAAGGCGAAGGCUUCGUGUUCUACCGGCCAGUGGACAGUCGGAGCGACUACAGCAGCGUAGAUGCCGUGAAAAGUACUCUUGUUCACGACGACGAGACAACUAACGACACGAGAACCACUUUCGUGUUCAAGGCCAAGCUGGAAGCACUACAGCCGGAUACAUCUUACGACUACUACGUCAAAUCCGUGGAAAGGAGCGAAUUAUUCCAGUUCCACACAUUCAAACAAGGAGACGACUUCAAACCAGUUGUAGCUAUCUUCGGAGACCUCGGAACCGAAUAUAACGCCUCAAUUCCGGCUCUCACCGAAUUAGCCGAACAUCGAGAAAUCGAUUUGGUUUUACAAACUGGCGAUCUAGCUUAUGACCUUGACGACAAUUUGGGCAAAAAGGGAGACAAAUUUAUGCAUCUAAUUCAACCUAUUGGAUCUAGAAUACCUUACAACUUCAUAGUCGGGAAUCAUGAAAAACAUAAUAACUUCAGCGAAUUUACUGGACGAUUUAGUUCGCCGGGGCCGAAUGUAUUUUACAACAGUUUCAACGUGGGCCCGAUCCAUUUUGUAGUAUUUUCGACGGAGUUUUAUUUUUACGAAGAGUUUGGCACUGAACAACUGCAGGCACAAUAUAACUGGCUGCAAGAUGACUUAACCAAGGCUAAUCUUCCAGAAAGUCGUGAAAAACAACCCUGGAUCAUAGCUUUAGGCCAUCGUCCUAUGUAUUGUACCAAUGUCAACGACUGGGACUGUCAAAAUAACAACACAAUUAGACUUGGAUACCAACAAAAAGAUUUCAAACUCGAAGAACUAUUUCACAAGCACGGAAUCGAUGUAAUAAUGAACGGUCACAAACACGAUUACGAAAGAACUCACCCAAUUUAUAAUUACACGUAUGAAAAAUCUGCAAUUUUUUACGAAUAUAAGGAUGCAAAGUACCCAAUUCAUAUAAUCUCGGGAAGCGCUGGUAAAAAAGAAUGGGCAAAAUUUAUGGAACCAGCACCGCAAUGGUCGGCUUUUAGAAGCACAGAACGAGGCUUUACUAUUUUAAGAGUUCAAGAUAGACUAAACUUGGGUUUCAUGUACUGGUCGGUGGAAAAUAACAGAACAGUAAACCCGGUUAUCGAUCGUUUUUGGUUGAUCAAGACAAGAGCGGUAAGAAAAGAUUUGAACCCAGAUGUUACUACAAAUCUGACAUCUAUUUCUACCGCUGCUCCUGAAGCGAAGCCGAAUCAGGCAAUGAAACGAAACAAUUUACUUGUAUCUGCUAUACUGGAAUCAAUGAUUUGAAAAGGGUUAAAUUAAAAUGAGCUAAUUUUUG
Molecule: messenger RNA, 1577 nt
Organism: Symsagittifera roscoffensis
Lineage: Eukaryota; Metazoa; Xenacoelomorpha; Acoela; Convolutidae
Product: acid phosphatase type 7-like
Exons: 4
Coding region: 110-1546 (478 amino acids)
Molecular function (GO): acid phosphatase activity; metal ion binding
Source: RefSeq, a predicted model, not a curated record